AUGUCAAUUGCUGUUCAGAUGAUUCAUAUCCACUAUCGCGGCAAGUUCCUCUCGUUACUAGACUCGGACGACUCCACACCAUUGUCCACCGUUAAAGUCUGUCGCCAAACGCCUCAAAUACAACUAGUAAGGCACCAAAACAGUCAUGUCAUGAACGACGAGCACAACUCGGACAACCAGUCAAGCCUGUACACAGCAUCGUUCAAAAAGCUGAGUACGGAAGUCACCCUCUCCAUUUGUGGUCAUGGUGCCCUGCUUCGACGACCCGAUAUCUUCUCGCGUACUUACAACUUUGAGAGCAUUUCUUUGCGUGGUACGAUCCUUCGGUGGGAAGCUGAAGGGGCUUUGACGGGUGAUUUUAAGCUGAUCAAUACGCGCGACAAUCAUGUUCUUUGUCGAUUUCACAACAAGGUAUUCUCGGUUGUGGAGUGGGCUGGCUGUAUUGGUUAUGGUGCAGAGUCUGAAUUUGGCGCGUAUGGUGCUGAUGGGCAGCCCUUGAAGGCGGAGACGUUGUAA
Molecule: messenger RNA, 516 nt
Organism: Penicillium daleae
Lineage: Eukaryota; Fungi; Ascomycota; Eurotiomycetes; Eurotiales; Aspergillaceae
Exons: 2
Coding region: 1-516 (171 amino acids)
Source: RefSeq, a predicted model, not a curated record